Messenger RNA from Parathielavia appendiculata, 1260 nucleotides. RefSeq names its product ribosome recycling factor. The transcript has 2 exons. The record is from RefSeq and is a predicted model, not a curated record. Gene Ontology annotation, cellular component: mitochondrion. The coding region runs from base 179 to 1090 and encodes 303 amino acids. Gene Ontology annotation, molecular function: ribosomal large subunit binding. NCBI's taxonomy places the organism in Eukaryota, Fungi, Ascomycota, Sordariomycetes, Sordariales, Chaetomiaceae. Gene Ontology annotation, biological process: translation.
UUUAUUUUGUUAAUAAUCAACUAUGAAUACGACAAAGCUUUGGGCGUUCUGGCUUCAGCCCGGCCUGAGGUGAUUGGCUCCUGUCAAUGCAGGUCCCUGCGGACAACAAACCUGAAAGUUUAAACCGCAUCCAGAUUUGAGCAGGCGAUAAACACAAAAGGUCGGACAAGACCAAACCAUGAAGCCUUCACGAGCUGCCAACAGCCUAUUACGCGGCAAUGUGACCCCGGGGAGGUCACUUAGGACCUCUUCAGCUCUACUUCAGAACCGGAGAACAUAUGAGGUUCAACCGGCACCCUCUCCCCUCAGUGCCAGCACCAGCACCACACCAUGGCAGCCUCCGAUAAUAGCCCGGCCCUUCUGCUACACCCCCACCAGACACCGAAAACGAAAGAUCGGAAGCAACAACAACGUCGACGGGAACCCCAACCACCAGUACAAUAGCACCACCACCGGCCCCCCACCUCGUACCUCCACCUCCAAAGCUUCUCCCGUCGACGACGCCGACAUGCUCAACCCGUUCGACUUCACCGACCUGCAAACAGCCUUCGACCGCGCCGAGAAGCGCUAUCUAGACGACCUCAAGAAGCUACGCACGGGGGGCCGCUUCAACGCCGACACGGUCGGCGCUAUCCGCGUACAGCCCGACAAAAAAUCCCCCCAGACGUUCCCGCUCCGGGAGCUGGCGACCGUGGCGCCGCUGGGGGCCCGGCGGUGGAGCAUACUGGCGUUCGAGGAAGCCUCGGUGAAACCCAUCAUCAGCGCGGUGCAAAAGUCGGACGAGUUCAACCAGCAGCCGCAGCGCAGCGAGGAGAACCCGCUCGAGCUGACCAUGACGGUCGAGCCCGAGCGGGCCGAGGCGCUCGUCAAGAGGGCCAAGGACGUGUGCCAGGCGUGGAGGACCAGGGUCAGGGAGGAGGCGCAUAAGAGGGGGGAGUUGCAUAAGAAGUGGAGGGCAGAGAAGUUGGUGCUGAAUGACGAUAUGUAUAAGUUGAGGGAGAAGCUGCAGAAGUUGCAGGAUGAGAUGAUGAAGGUGAUUCUGGUGAAGGAGAAGGAGGUUGUGGCGGGAAUUAUGGCGAGGGGAAGCUGAAUGCAAUGACGUGUUGAGCAAAAGGUAUACAGUUUGGGAGUCGGUCAUACGUGGCAAAGGCCAGGUGAUUUAGAAUAAUGUGUGUGUUUCAUAUGUGAUAGAUACCUCUGUACAACAGACUCAUAGAACACUGGGCCGAGGACGGUAUUGUUACAUAAGUUAUAGACAAG